CAGUACAACGAAACCGGAAACUUGUUUGCUCAGUUAGAUUUUUGGAGAUCUGAAUAAACGUCUUUCGCCUAUAGAAGUAACUAACUGUUGCAGUUAUCAGAGUGACCUUUCGAAAUUCCGGAAACUUUUAAUAAUCGGUCGCUACUCGGACACUAAACAGUCAUCAUGUCGAAGGCUGAAAGCCACACCCGCGCUAACCAGGACCGCGAUCGUGGCGACGAAGACUCUGGUCGUCAAAAGUCAGGAUCCCAUCAGGAGAAGUCUGGCCAGCACGAUGGACGUCGUGACUUCGAUCCUGAGGACCAUCCGCGUGACGAAAGUGGCCAUUUCGUGAAGAAGGACGAAGCCGAGAAUGAAGGACGCAACAGCGGCCAACAUGGCGGAAAGUCGGGAUCCCAUCAGGGAAAAUCUGGUCAGCAUCAUGAUGGACGUCAUGACUUCAAUCCCGAGGACCAUCCACGCGACGAAAGUGGCCACUUCGUGAAGAAGGACGAUGCGGAGGACACAGGACGCCACACCGGUCAUCAUGGCGGAAAGUCUGGAACUGGACACGGCGGACAGGAACGGUCGGGUCAGCGCGGCGCUGACCGAGAUGGUCGUCAGGAUAACGAUUCUCAGGAUCGUUCACGCGAUGAUUCCGGCAAAUUUAUCAGCAAGGACGAAGAAGAAGGCAAGGGAAAGAGCCGCUCCACUGGUCACAGCGGAAAGAGUCGUGAAAACGACGACGUGGACGAUGAUGACAAUCAGCGUGGCAACAAAUCCGGAAAGACUUCGGGACGUGGCAAGGAAGAAGGCGGCGGCGACCAGGUCGACCAUGAAACGGCGCGUGAAGAACUGAGUGCAGCUGCCAAGCACUUCGCGGAGACUAUGCCACGCGAUGAUCAGGGUCGUUUCGUCAGCGAGAAGAAGGAAUGAUGGGACUGAGAGACGCCCUCACUCGAAAUGUUUGUAAAUAGUAUGACUUUCUUUUGCGCGUGAUUGUUGUACUUGAAAUUAUUCGUAUUGGUUUUUUUUUGGUGCGGUCAGUCCAGGUGCACAGUUCAAUCUUAUAGAAAUUGGUAUUUCUUUUAGCAUUUUAUUUCUGCAUUUGAAAAGUGGUUUCUGUCUUCUCGAUUUUUAUUAUAACAUGAGUGUAAAAACACCCAUUGAGAAAAGCUCGAGGAGAUAAUUGAUCUUGGGUCAGAUUGUAUUUCCUGUUGCAAAUGCCAGUAUGGUACUGUAAUAAACUCUCGCGGUUG
This is a messenger RNA of Paramacrobiotus metropolitanus, 1238 nucleotides long. RefSeq lists its product as uncharacterized. The record is from RefSeq and is a predicted model, not a curated record. The coding region runs from base 166 to 915 and encodes 249 amino acids. Lineage: Eukaryota; Metazoa; Tardigrada; Eutardigrada; Parachela; Macrobiotidae. The transcript has 5 exons.